This is a messenger RNA of Phaeoacremonium minimum UCRPA7, 1305 nucleotides long. RefSeq names its product putative amidohydrolase domain containing protein. The record is from RefSeq and is a predicted model, not a curated record. The coding region runs from base 1 to 1305 and encodes 434 amino acids. NCBI's taxonomy places the organism in Eukaryota, Fungi, Ascomycota, Sordariomycetes, Togniniales, Togniniaceae. Gene Ontology annotation, molecular function: hydrolase activity, acting on carbon-nitrogen (but not peptide) bonds. The transcript has 2 exons.
AUGCUGCGCAAAACUUUGACAGUUCAUUCUUCGCUACUCUUCGACCCGAAGAAAAAGGCAUUUGUUAAGAAUAUUUCAAUCCAAGUUGACUGCCAAAAUGGCUCCAUUGCCAACGUCUUUCAAAGGAAGUCUGACGAUGAGAUCCAAGAUGAUGACAUUGACCUGAGGGGAAAAGUGGUGAUGCCUGGAUUUGUUGAUAGCCACACUCACAUCUUUCUACAUUCUUACACCGAGCGCUCGUCCACUGAGCAGAUGCGAGAUGAGAGCAUCGUAGAGAGAAUUGUGCGGGCGACAAAUCAUGUUCGAGAAGCUCUGCUCGCAGGCUACACCACCUACCGGGAUCUUGGGACGGAAGCUAUGGAGAACUUUGAUGCAAAUUUUCGCGACUGCAUCAACCGCGGGCUUCUCCCCGGUCCAAGACUCUUCGUCGCGACCCAUGCCUUGGCCAGUACCUCAUCUUACGCGAUCCGGUCCGAGAAUAGACAGAACGGCUUGGUGCUACCGCAGGCUUCGGAUGCCGGAGACGGACCAGACGGGGUUAGAAGGGCGGUUCGACGGCGAGUAGGAGAUGGCGCCGAUAUCAUCAAAUUCUACGCCGACUAUCGACGCAAGAUCAUGAGAUUUCCUCCGUUGCCGUCUCAUGUAAAGGGAGGUAUCGAGUUCCUUCCACCUGUCCCGAACCCAGCUAUUCCGCUGUUCAACCAGGAGGAGAUGAUUGCGAUUGUGGAAGAGGCGAAGCUGUCUGAACUGCCUGUCGCGGCACACGCUGGUUCUUUCAAGGGAGCUAUGAUGGCUGUGAAAGCUGGCGUGACGUCUAUCGAGCACGGCAAUGAAAUCACAGAAGAGCUGUGCCAGGAGAUGGUCAAGCGCGGAUGCAUAUUCGUUCCUACCCUAGCCGUCUUCGAGGCUGAAGCAAAAUCUAUACUUCCUGAAUUCCUCACGCGCUGCAAAAAGGCUCACGAUCUAGGCGUCAGAUUGGCCGCUGGCGGCGACACUGGAGCUUUCCCUCAUGGUGAGAGUGCUCGAGAGUUGGAACUCAUGAUUGAAGCAGGCAUCCCGUUAGAAGACGUUCUUGAGGCGUGCUUUAUCGGAGGUUGGGAAGCCUGUGGAAAAGACAAAUGCGGGUAUCGCUUUGGCUGGUUCGAGAAAGGAAACAGAGCAGAUAUAAUCGCGCUAGAUACAGAUCCUCGGGAUGAUCCGAAGGCGUUGCGUAAGGUCAAUUUCGUUAUGAAGGAUGGGCGGGUUUGGAAGAAAGAGGGUGCUGCGGUUAACAUGGCUCUCGAACAUACGUGGACGAAUCCAUAG